AUAUUUUGCCUCUACCAGGCAAACUAUGUUCUUCGAUAAAAACGAAGAUUUCGUGAACAGCGUCAGGUUAAAACAUGUGAUCGAGAAUUGAUGCAUUAAUCGAAUGAAGAAAAAUCAAAUGGUCACUUCCUCUCCUCUGUUCUCCUAUAUAAGCCAAUGCUGUCCUACCUUAGAAAAAUCACAAACUACUGAAGAAACUAUUCUACUUGUCAUCAAUAAUGGCACCAUCCUCUCUGGUUUUCACAGUGCAGAGGAAGAUGCCGGUUCUAGUAACACCGGCAAAGCCUACACCACACGAGUUCAAGUAUCUCUCAGACAUCGAUGACCAGGAGUGCCUGAGGUUCCAGAUCCCUCUAAUCCACUUCUACAGAAACGAGCCAUGUAUGAGUGGCAUUGAUCCUGCAAAGGUGAUAAGAGAGGCCUUGGCCAGAGCUCUGGUGUUCUACUAUCCCUUUGCCGGCCGUCUUCGGGAAGAGUCUGGAAGAAAGCUUGUUGUGGAGUGCACUGGUGAAGGGUUGUUGUUCAGUGAAGCUGAUGCAAAUGUCCGCCUGCAGGAUUUCGGUGACAACCUGCAGCCACCGUUCCCAUGCAUGGAGGAGCUCCUCUUCGACGUUGAGGGUUCUGCUGGUGUUCUUAACUGUCCAUUGCUCUUGAUUCAGGAAUGGCAUUGUGGUGCCUGUUUGCUUGCCAAGCGCUGCAAUGGAUAGGUUUGUGAAGGAGAUUGAGAUCAUGACAAGUGAUCAGAUAACUGCACCAUCAGCUUCUCGUCCGCUAUCUGCACCUUGAUGCAGAACCUAUUGGAAAUAUAGAAUUAAGGACAAAAUCGACAGAAGGAGGUUGAGAAUUCGGUAGCGAUGGUGGAGUUGCGCUCCCUCACCGGCAAGAAGAAGACAGGGGUGGAGAUUAGCCGGAUGGACAGCGUGGCGUUGGCUCGGGUGGCGUUGGUUGAAUUGCAUUCCCACGCAGCCAUGAGGAAGACCGGGGUGGAGCUUGGCUCUCCCAUUGUUGGAAAACAGGUUGCGGCUGAGCGUGGCUCCACUGCUGCCGGGACGAUGACGGUGCUCCAGUCAUCGAGGUCAUCACAGGUUUCCGGUGGCCGGAUGGUCUUUAGGGGAAGAACCGUUGGGCGGGAGGCUUCUCGGACCGUUGAACUUCUGCGGAUAUGGACGGGAGGCUCGAGUAGACGACGUGUCGAGCAUGGGAUGGUUCGUGCGUUGGCCGAGGCAUGUUGCGGAUCUGCUGGCGCGCUUGGAGAGGGAAUUCGGGCUGUGAUGGCUGAGGUUUCGGGAUGUGUGGAUAUAGGUAUUUUCCCCUCGGGAGUGGCGAGCAAUCCCUCUUUGGUGUCACCAUCUCAUUGGCCUAAAUACUUGGCUGUUGGGCUCUCAUUGGUUGAGGAUCCUUUUGGGUUUAAACUGUUUUCAAUGUGGACCAUGUUAUUAAUGCUAUGUGGGUGGGCGGUAAUUCGAUCGACUGGUUGGAGGGACUUCAUAUUGGAUUUGGGCUGAGUGGGCCCUACGUUGGUGUUUGCACUGGUUGGGCCUUAUUUUCAUUUUUUGGUAGACCCAAAAACAAGAUCGUGUAUCUGGAAGUCUUUGUCACUAGCGUUCGUUGCUCUGUGGAGAUGAUAGAGACUCAUGUCGACAUCCCCGGUGGUCGACAAUUCCGUGUGAGAAGUCCGGAGCUUUUGGGGGAAUAGGCUGAUGCUCAUCCACUUCUGUCUACGGGAGUGAUUUUCGUCAUCAUCUUAUCUUUUCUUAUCUUAUCUUUUCCUCUACCUCGUUGUUGCCGUCUUUGUUUGUGUUUUCCACAUCUAGUGGAUAUUUUGUACUCUUUAUCUUCUUUUUACUAUUAGUGAUUUAUCCA
Dioscorea cayenensis subsp. rotundata (Guinea yam) is the source of this 1863-nucleotide messenger RNA. Its product is annotated as benzyl alcohol O-benzoyltransferase-like. The coding region runs from base 219 to 707 and encodes 162 amino acids. The transcript has 3 exons. NCBI's taxonomy places the organism in Eukaryota, Viridiplantae, Streptophyta, Magnoliopsida, Dioscoreales, Dioscoreaceae. The record is from RefSeq and is a predicted model, not a curated record.